AUGGCAAGCAACUAUCAACAGUCUACUACUAGUGCAUUUGGUCAUGAAGAACAAGAUCGUCAUCGACUGCAAGAGGUGGAGAAAGAAGUGCAGAAUUUUCAAGAAAUAAGUCGUGUAAAAGAACAAGAAAUAGAUGAUUUGGAUAGACGAUUGGCUCAGAUUCGUCAUAGACAACGACAAUUAGAAGACGAACUUUCUCAACUCAAUGGUCAAUUAACACAACUAAACGAAGUUAUCGCACGAGCAAAUGAAGAACUCAAUCGUCUGCGGGAAGAAGAAGCAACAUUGACUGCAGAACGCAAUCAAGUUGAAAUACUUCUAGUUCGGGAACAAAAGAAACUCGAAGCAGCUGAAGCACAAGUGGAAACAGUUCGCCGUCAAAUCGAAGCUGCAGUAGAGGAAAAACGGCGACUAGAAGAUCGUCGAAAAGAACUAGCGGAAGAACUUCGUCAAAGUGAAACAAAUAAACAAGAAAUCGAACAAAAGAUAACGGCUAUUGAUGCUGAACUCCGUGCACUUGAACAGCAACUCGAACGUCUACAAACUGAACUGGAAGCACUCAGAGAUGUGGUUGAGAAUAUCAAAGAAGAAAUUAAACAACUGAACAAAGAAAUGAACAAACUCGACGACAAAAUAGCCGAAUUGAAGAAGAAACAGCAGGAAUUGAAAAGAUCAAAAAUGAAGAUUGAGGAGGAAGUGAAGCGAAUUGAAGAGAAAAUACGACACAUUAAUAUGAUCAUUCAGUUGAAACAAGGAAAGGAAAAAGAACUAUAUGAUUUUCUCACUAAAUUGAACGCGAGUAAGGCAGAACUCGAGGCAGCAAAGAAACAAGCAGAAGAACAUUAUGAACAAUUGAAGAAAGAGGUGGAUGAACUUCAGAAGACGAUUGAUUCUUUACGAGAAGAAGUGAAAACGUUGAGAAUAGAAGUACUCCAGUGGGAAGAAACACUUCGACUGGCACAAAAUGAUGUCGAGAUGACUAGGUGUCCAAUCGCUUUUCGAACGAGACCAUAUUCAUGUGAUAGCCCGUCAAAAGUUAGGUAUAGUGCGCCAUAUCCGGUUCUUGAAGAGCCCUUCAUUGCUCAUAUAUAG
Didymodactylos carnosus is the source of this 1092-nucleotide messenger RNA. The record is from the annotation of a GenBank genome assembly. NCBI's taxonomy places the organism in Eukaryota, Metazoa, Rotifera, Eurotatoria, Philodinida, Philodinidae.